Candidozyma duobushaemuli is the source of this 951-nucleotide messenger RNA. RefSeq lists its product as uncharacterized. Lineage: Eukaryota; Fungi; Ascomycota; Pichiomycetes; Serinales; Metschnikowiaceae. The record is from RefSeq and is a predicted model, not a curated record. The transcript has a single exon. Gene Ontology annotation, cellular component: cytoplasm. The coding region runs from base 1 to 951 and encodes 316 amino acids. Gene Ontology annotation, biological process: protein ubiquitination. Gene Ontology annotation, molecular function: ubiquitin protein ligase activity; zinc ion binding.
AUGAAUAUCCCCGGUCUACAUGGCUACACAGCGAUUUUUGAAACCGACGAAAAUGGAAAUUUCCAUUCCACCAACGGAUCCGUACCUGGCUGGCUUAGGGACAUGAUAGAACGAGCUUACGCAAACAGUGGGUUGAGAAUGCACCGCAAGGUAGCUUCCCAUGAAGCCAUAGCAUCUUUGGAAGAGGUCCCUGUCGAGCUUCUAAAAGAGCUGACUUGUCCUAUUUGCUACGAAAAGUACGAGGUGGAGCAGAACAAGAAGCAGAAGAUGGAUACGUCUAUCAAGGAAGAUCCACAGGUUUCCGCUUUCGAAAACGCUGAUGUGGAACCUACGCUGAGCAGGUUGAAGUUCAGAGAUCCUUCUAUAUUUAUGGCAGCCGACGCCGGUGCAAUCAACUCAUUCAGAUUUCCACAGUACAACCUAGCCUCCCAAAAGCAGGUAUCCAACGAGGAAAUGUUCCCAGCAUUGAAUGACUUUAAGAAGCCAGAGGCUAAGGAGGUCCGCCACAUUGCCAUGAAGAUGCCAAAUUGUCACCACGUUUUUGGCAAGCUGUGCAUUAUAGAGUGGCUCAAGGGCAAUGUGAGCUGCCCUCUUUGUCGAAAGGAAGUGGAGAGCGUCAGAGACAGUGAUCCUAUGGCGAAGAAGAUGGAGGUGCUUCAGCAGAAUUGUAAUUUCAUCUUUGCUGCUGACCAGGAUGUUGUGCUCAAGCACCUACUUCGUCGUCUGACCAAUGUGUUUGAGCCAUACAGAAAACCAUAUAACCCAGCUGUGACGCCGCUCACAGAUACGAGUGUUCUGCAGCAUUGGGCUACUCCAAGUCUACCUGACGGUUUUGUGCCAGAUGCAACGGAGAAACCAGAUCCCCAGCUCAUCAUGGCUAGAAAGUUCCCUCUACUGACAUUUCAGUCAACUCCGAGAACUUCGCUAUUUGGUGGUCGGGAUAGGGACUAG